Molecule: messenger RNA, 951 nt
Organism: Bemisia tabaci
Lineage: Eukaryota; Metazoa; Arthropoda; Insecta; Hemiptera; Aleyrodidae
Source: RefSeq, a predicted model, not a curated record
AUGGCACCUCUACCUAAAUCACGAGUGUCUCCAUCUCGACCCUUUUCAGUUACAGGAGUAGAUUUCUGCGGUCCUGUGAUUAUUCGACCAUCUAAAAAUAGUAAAGCAAGAACAAAGGGUUACAUAGCUCUCUUUGUUUGCUUCUCAACUAAAGCUAUCCAUUGCGAAUUAAUGAGUGAUCUGUCAACUCCCACUUUCAUCGAAGCUCUUUGCAGAUUUGUUUCAAGAAGGGGAAUUUGUAAGGACCUUCAUUCGGAUAACGCAAAAACAUUCAAAGGUUGUGAUAAAGCAUUAAAAAGAAUGUUUUCAAUGUUGCCGGAGGAUUCAAAGUUUCAAGAAUUUUUGGCGAAACAUCGAAUCAGUUGGCAUUAUAUCCCCCCUAGAUCACCUACAUUUGCCGGAUUGUGGGAAGCGGCAAUCAAGUCCUGCAAGUUCCACCUGCGCAGGGUAUUCUCAAGUGCAGUCUUUACUUAUGCUGAGUUUGAGACUGUAUUACUACAAGUAGAAGCAUGUUUGAAUUCACGUCCAUUGACCGCCCUCAGUAAUGACCCUCAAGACUUGGAGCCGUUGACUCCUGGUCAUUUUUUAAUUGGAGAACCAUUAACUUUAUUGCCAUUGAGUGUCGCUUUGAAACCUGAUAUAGACGAGAGGUGCACCCUGAAGUCUAAAUUCUUACUUCAACAAGAGAGAUUGUGCAAUUUCUGGAAUCGAUGGCAAAGAGAAUAUCUAGCUCAACUACAUCAAAGAGCUAAGUGGAAAUGUCCGGAAGAGAAUUUGACUCCAGGGACACUAGUAGCCAUCCAAGAACCGAGGCUCCUACCAUCUCAGUGGUCCAUUGGAAGGGUGGAGACUACGCACGCAGGUGCCGAUGGGAAGGUCCGUGUGGCAACCAUCCGGACCAGUAAAGGACUUAUAACUAGAGGAGUGUCAAGAUUAGCCAGGAUUCCGUAA